Molecule: messenger RNA, 1636 nt
Organism: Symbiodinium necroappetens
Lineage: Eukaryota; Dinophyceae; Suessiales; Symbiodiniaceae
Source: the annotation of a GenBank genome assembly
GUUCUCCAUGCCCGUGCACUGGGUGCGUGAAAGCGCGCAUGAUGGUUACUUCACCGUGGAGUCCGAUCGAAGCAGAGUCGCUCAGGUCAUGCAGACUGCUUUCGAAUCAAAAAUUGCGAGCCUGCGCAUCGAGGAGCAAACGAAGCAGCGAACACAGCUCUUCCGCUAUCUCCUCGCAGGCAAGAGCCGUCUGCUCGGGCUGCCCACACCGGGCCUGACACCGGAGUCCUUCCCCAAGUACUUCGGCUUUGACUCCCUGGAGUCUGCACUCAAACAGAAGACUGGGAUGGUAGCCACGGCCUGUGCUGUUCUGACUGAAAACACUGCGACUCUCCGAUGGCUGGCCAAAGCCGGUGCGGAGCUGAACCCGCAGCUGCCGGGCAUCAUGGAAGUGGGUCUGACGCGGGGCUGGACGCCUCUACAUUUGGCAGUCAGCCACUGCAGUGACCCCGGCAUUGUGCAGGAACUCCUGAAUCUCAGGGCCAACCCGAACUCUUGCAAUCGUGGCGGCAUGCCAGCCCUUGGCUGCUGCACCAGCGUGGCAGCCGUGGAUUUGAUGUUAUUUCAUCGGGCAGACGCGAAUUUUUGCCAGCAGCCUGGAGGCCUCACACCCUUGGCAUUAUCGACCACCCUGUGCGCUCCGCCAUCGGUAGUGCGGCGUUUACUGCAGGCACGGGCCGAUCCGAAUGGCCGUGGAUGUGGCAUCGGCCAUGCAGCUUUGUCCAUGUUGGCGAUCUCUGCGAAUGGCAAUCCAAAUCUCGCGGAACAUGUGCAGAUACUUUUGGCAGCUGGGGCAGAUGUAAACCAAGGAGGCCACCCCCAAGGCCCCGUAAGGGUCUACGAGCUUCUCUGUCGCUUCUUCGCCACUUUCCCCUGGUUCCGAUUAGGGGAGAAGCUGGCUUUGGUGGAAGUCUUUGCGGCAGAGGCGAGCUCCACGGCCCUGGGAGUUGCAUCACUCCUCGGUCGCGAGCAGUUGGUUCAGCUGCUCUUAGAGGCAAAUGGUGACCCGUGGGUAGUUCCAGCGGUCUUUGACAGCUACGCAUGUCCACGGGCUGAAGAGGUCGUCGUGAUCGACUUCGGCCUUACCCACAUUUUCCAAAGUCCAGGCUCGGCGGAAGCCUUCCUCUUCGGGCACGAAGAAGAAGGUGAGCGCAGUCGGCUUCGUGUUGGUGCACGCCAUAUUCGGGCUCCUGAGGUGAUCCUGGGCCUGGACCGAGGAUGCGUAGCAGACCUUUGGAGCUUGGGCUGCCUACUGUACACGCUCUACACCGGGGAACGCCUUUUCCCAGUGCAUGACGAGAUGGCGCACUUGGCGGCCAUUGAGCGCAUUACUGAGCAACGGGUACCACGAGCCAUGACCCGCAAUGUUCCUGAGCGCAUUCUCGAGAAAGGCGUGACCUUCGAGUCAGAUGGUCGGCUUGCUUGGCCACAGUGUGCAGCAGACGAGGAGCAGGUGCAAGAGAUUGAGGACAUGCCCACUCUGCACGAGUCAGUGCUCAGCCGGCACGACAUCUUCCUCUCCUUCCUGCAAGGCCUUCUUGAGAUUGAUCCUUGCCGUCGCAUGACGGCGACAACUGCGCUGCAGCAUCCUUUCCUGCACAAGGAUGGUCUCACACAGUUCGACCGUGAUGAGUGA